AUGGAUAGUAGACCUCUUCCCCCAGGGUGGAUAGCUCAGUGGGAUACAGCUACCGGUGCUUAUUAUUAUGUUGACACGAAUAAGAACCCUGUAUUUACAACCUGGGAAGAUCCAAGGCCCGCAUAUUAUGCUCACGAAACCUCGCCUGCCCAACGGCCUCCAGGCUCCCAACCACCAACCCAAUAUCCAUCGAAAAAUAAUAAACAUGACGAAGCAAAAGCUUCUUCAAAUACUCCAUUGAAUGAUGAUAAAAAGAAUAAAACAAAAGGUUCUGCUCCAUAUCCUCCGUCGAAUAUUGACAAAAAUAACGAAAUAAAAGGUCCUGCUCCAUAUCCUCCGUCGAAUAAUGAUAGAGACAAUGAAAAGCCGGGUUUUCCUCAGCCAAUGCCAACUCCUGCAUUAUCUUCCUCGCCAAACCCUCAAUCAUAUCCACCAGCAUAUCCACCAGCAUAUCCACCAGCAUAUCCAUCAGCAUAUCCGCCCGCAUAUCCGCCAGCAUACCCAUCAGCAUACCCAUCAGCAUAUCCACCAGCAUAUCCACCAGCAUAUCCAUCAGCAUAUCCACCACAACCACAAGGCUACACCGGAUAUCCCUCUGUUGAGAAUAAAAGUCAAGGGAACUAUAAUGGGGGACCGCCUCAAUCCCACGAUUAUAAUCCAGGCAGUCAGGCUGCUCAUGGUAGCCCCUCUGCUGAAGCCAGUGGUUCGUCGGAAGGGAAGAAAAAGGGGAUAUUUGGUAAAUUGGCUACAUUUGGUGCGCUGAGCGGAGGAUUGUCUCAUGGAAUUGGACGUGGUCAUCAUAAACCAGGAUUAGGAAAACUUGGCGGAGGGUUGGCGCUUGGUGGGCUAGGGGGAGUUGCUACUGGUCUAGCCCUUGGGCGUCUGGGCCAUAAAGGAUUUGGUUUUAAAGGGGUUGGAUUUAAAGGUGGCUGGGGCAGUGAUGAUGACUUUGGUGACUGGGAUUAG
This is a messenger RNA of Paraglomus brasilianum, 966 nucleotides long. The record is from the annotation of a GenBank genome assembly. Lineage: Eukaryota; Fungi; Glomeromycota; Glomeromycetes; Paraglomerales; Paraglomeraceae.